Messenger RNA from Chinchilla lanigera (long-tailed chinchilla), 1285 nucleotides. RefSeq lists its product as uncharacterized. The transcript is spliced from 5 exons. Lineage: Eukaryota; Metazoa; Chordata; Mammalia; Rodentia; Chinchillidae. The coding region runs from base 143 to 1285 and encodes 380 amino acids. The record is from RefSeq and is a predicted model, not a curated record.
UCUGUGCGAGCCUGCGGCAGGACUCCCGGUUGCUGUGCUUUCGGCAGCAAGGGCGCAAUUGGCCCAGGUCUCUUUUGGGCCUUGUUCCCUAGGGCUGAUCGGGUCCUUUCCAUCCUGACCACCGCUGCUCUGUGUUGGGGAGAUGUGGAGCAGCCCCUUCUCCACCAGGCAGAUUCCUGCCAUAACCCAGCUGGUGGCCACUCCUCACCCUGGUUAUCAGGAAGUAGCUGCAUGGCUGCUGAGUGGUCCAGUCAAGGUCAGAUACAUGAAGCAGGGAAGCUGGCGGGACAGGGUGCAGACUUUGCUUGGGAGCCCUGGACAACAGCAGAGUCCUGGUGGGAGAAGGCAGCAGCCAGAGCACACCACUUCAGUACCUUACCAGCCUCACCACUCCCUUCCUAGGACAGUCUCUGCACUGUGCCUUACUUUGGAGUUCCUGAGCCUGGAGCAGCAUGGUAUCCAGAGAGUGGCAGAUGAUGAGUUCCUGGUCCAAGAUCACACAGCAAAGCUGGAGACAGGGCUGCAGCAGAUCAGUCUGCCAUAUAGCCAGGCCCAUUCUUCUUCCUUCUCAACAGUGAGCUGUGGUGCAGACAGAUGGGAAGGCUUGGCAUGGAAAUCCCUCCCUGCACUGCAAGGCCAUCUAACAUGCAGAGAAGUCGGAGGUUUGAAUAUUGCAUUAGAAAUGGUGGAGUUGCUUUCCUGUAAGCAUCUCCUGGCAGAAAGUCUGAUUUCAUGGAACCUUAAGGAUUUAAGCUAUCCCAUCUUUAAGCUUAUCUUCCAUUUUCUGGAUUUUGUGAAAUAUGUAGUGGCCCUGAGGGAGUACCCAGUGGCUGUGAAGGAGUACCCAGGAGCUGUGAAGGAGUACCCAGGAGAGGCACGUUGGAGGGACCCUCCCCAACCCGAGACUCAGACGUCACUAAAGAGUAGUUACACGGAGGAACUCCUGGGUCCCUGGGCCCUCGAGUUUGAAGGGACAGGAAUGCCAGGUGCUGAGAACACGCAGGGAUGCGGCCUGCAGAGGGCCUGCAGAACUCACGCAGGAGCCCGCUGUCCCCCUGGAGCCACAUCAGGGACGGGGCGCCCUGGGCCCUGGACGUCUGCACAACUCCCCAGGAAGUGUCUCCGGGGUGGCGGGACUGAAGGCUGCCAGGACGCUGUGGGACACCCGGGAUUCCAUUUCAGUGUGCUGGGAAGAGCUCCCCGGGGUGCCCUGUGCACCAGCCCGGGAACUGGAAGAAAGCUUCCUUCCCCGCAGUGUUCCUCCGGCGCCCCCUACAGACUCUAA